AUGACCUCAGAUGCCUCCUUUGAUGGGUAUCCCUCUCCUGCCACCAAGUCGGUUAGCAGCAUUCCCGUUGGCAACUACUAUUACGAGACAACCCCACCUCUCGAGGAGCCCCGACACAUGACUCCUGUUGUCUCCCGCGUUCCCGUUCAGACUUCUUAUCCCCAGCAGACUUACGGAUCCCCGUACAUGACUCAGCCCUCUCUCGCAUCCUAUUACCCUCCCAUGCAGCCUACUCCUCCUCCCCAACCCCAGAUCUCGGGUCUUUACUACCAGCGUCCCCUUCCUCAGCAAUUCCCGCCUAUGCCUGUUGCUGUUGGUUUGGGACCUACCUCGGGCGCCAACCCCUGGCAACACCACCACUACAUUGCCCCCUCUUCCACCACCUCGUACCCCCAGAGCCAGGACCGGUAUAUCUGCCAGACCUGCAACAAGGCCUUUUCCCGACCGAGCUCGCUACGCAUCCACAGCCACUCUCACACGGGCGAGAAGCCUUUCAAGUGCCCUCAUCCCGGCUGCGGAAAGGCGUUCAGUGUCCGAAGCAACAUGAAGCGUCAUGAGCGAGGCUGCCACAACUAUGACUCGAGCAACUCUUCAUCUUUGACUGCCUAA
Parascedosporium putredinis is the source of this 609-nucleotide messenger RNA. The record is from the annotation of a GenBank genome assembly. NCBI's taxonomy places the organism in Eukaryota, Fungi, Ascomycota, Sordariomycetes, Microascales, Microascaceae.